Molecule: messenger RNA, 453 nt
Organism: Trematosphaeria pertusa
Lineage: Eukaryota; Fungi; Ascomycota; Dothideomycetes; Pleosporales; Trematosphaeriaceae
Exons: 2
Coding region: 1-453 (150 amino acids)
Source: RefSeq, a predicted model, not a curated record
AUGUCCGAUCCAGUGUCCCUGACAAACAAACGUUGCCGAAGGCUGGAUGCGCUGGAUGCGCUGGAUCCAGCGGAUACAGGUGGAACAAGGCGUCCAGGAGGCGGAGGGCGUUUCUGCAGACCAUGGGUCAGGGACGAGCCACCUUUGGCACGAGCCCCGGGAGCUAUUUCGUACAGGCUCCCCAAAAUCUUCUGGUCUGGAGCCAAAGCUAUUUCGACACUGGCAUCCGGCAUUCCCAUUCCUCCAUCUCUCAUUGCCGCCGUGUCCGUCCUCGAACCAUAUCUCGUCAAUUCUUCAACCGCGCCCGUCUCUGCUCAUCAGAAGCCGGCGACAUACUCUUCCAUCCUCGAUCUCCGUCGUCUUGGGCUGUUAGAGCUCAACGCCGCAAGAGCUUCUAGCUCAUGCUGGCUUGACCGAUACGUUCCCGUUGAUGCUCGGGACCCGGACCAGUAA